AUGCCAAAGUCAGAACCGCGGGCGGGCAUCCGCGCAAGCACCCGGAAGAUCAAGAGUCACAGUACCACUUCUGACCCACAAUCCAUCCAAAGACUAGAGCCCUCAAUGUGUUCUCUCCAGCAGCCUCUGCGGUCCCGUCGACGCCCAUCCACGCUGGCACAGGUACCUGGCUCUAGUUCUCGAGACCCUCCUUCUGCCCCAUCAUUGGAGAACCACGAGGCAUGUUUAGCUACUGUUAAAAUCCUGGAGCAGGAAAUUAAAGCAUUGGAAAGGGACAAGGAGACCCUGUUGGAGCACCUUCAAGAUAUUAAGAGUAAGAAGCAGAAGCUGAGCCCUGCUAGUUUACCGGACAAUGUGGAUCCUGCCGCCUUGAGAACUGCUCUACCGGCAACGACAGCGGCGCCGGAUAUGUGGACUACACAGGAGAACAGGGGGGGUGUAUUUGACAAUAAUCAUGAUAUUGCACCCGGCCCCGGUGACUUUACGCAGUUUCUUCAAUUCUAG
This is a messenger RNA of Aspergillus vadensis CBS 113365, 504 nucleotides long. RefSeq lists its product as uncharacterized. Bases 1 to 504 code for a protein of 167 amino acids. Lineage: Eukaryota; Fungi; Ascomycota; Eurotiomycetes; Eurotiales; Aspergillaceae. The transcript is spliced from 3 exons. The record is from RefSeq and is a predicted model, not a curated record.